Messenger RNA from Vicia faba (fava bean), 1187 nucleotides. The record is from the annotation of a GenBank genome assembly. Lineage: Eukaryota; Viridiplantae; Streptophyta; Magnoliopsida; Fabales; Fabaceae.
AUGGCUACUCAAAACCCUAAUCCAAGAACUUCACUCUACCCCGAAAUAAUUGAAUCCAACCCCGACGCUCCACCAUAUCCUUCUUCCUCUUCUCAAUCAAAUCUCUACCCUUCAAUCGACUUCAACGACCUCGUUCAAAAUCUCUUCCCGGAAGAUGUCGCCGCCGCCGUCGAUACUCCUAACUCUCCCUCAGCACCACUGGAAACCACUGAAGAGAUUCUCGUUAAGAUCCCCGGCGCGAUUCUCAAUCUCAUUGAUAAAGAAUACAGUGUCGAACUAGCUUCCGGUGACUUCACAGUCGUCCGUCUCCGUCAGGGAGAGAAUUCCAUCGCUGUAUAUGCUCGAAUAGCCGACGAGAUUCAGUGGCCUCUUGCAAAAGAAGAAACAUCAGUCAAAGUUGAUGAUUCUCACUACUUCUUCUCAUUCCUCGCACCCAAGGGUUUCGAUGAAGAUGACGAAGAACAGGAUCGUCGGAGAAAGAACGAAAUUAAUUCCGAUUUGUUGAGCUAUGGUUUAACAAUCGCGUCGAAAGGGCAAGAGAGUUUGCUGAAGGAGCUAGAUACGAUUCUAGCGAAUUGCAGCAAUUUCUCUGUGCAGAAGGUUUCCGAGAAGGCGAAGAAGAAGGGAGAGGCUUUGGAUGGAUCCAUGGCGAAGGAGGUUUCGCCGAAGGAUUUGGAGUCGAAGAAGAAGAAGGAGAUAAUGGAGGGCCAAUGUGCGGCGUAUUGGACCACGUUGGCUCCGAAUGUGGAGGAUUAUAGUGGAAGUGCUGCGAGGUUUAUAGCGUCGGGUUCUGGGCAUGUGAUUAAGGGGAUUUUGUGGUGCGGUGAUGUUACUAUGGAGAGGUUGGAAUGGGGGAAUAAGGUUAUGAAGAAAAGGAUGGCUUCUGGUUCACGUCCUACUGAGAUUAGUCCUGAAACCUUGAAGCGGAUUAAAAGGGUCAAGAGAGUGACUAAAAUGACUGAGAAAGUUGCAAAUGGAUUGCUCUCUGGGGUCGUGAGAGUGUCUGGAUUUUUCACUAGUUCAGUGGUAAACUCAAAGGCUGGAAAGAAAUUCUUCAGCCUCUUACCGGGGGAAGUUGUGCUUGCAUCAUUGGAUGGAUUUAGUAAGGUGUGUGAUGCUGUUGAAGUAGCUGGAAAAAAUGUCAUGUCAACGACAUCCACUGUGACAACUGAACUUGUGGACCACAG